GCCAUGACUAAAAGAGAGGCAGAGGAGCUGAUAGAAAUAGAAAUUGAUGGAACUGAGAAACAGGAAUGCACUGAAGAAAGCAUCAUUGAGCAAACCUACACCACAGCAGAAUUUGUGAGUCAAGCUAUUGACAUCAAUGAACCAAUUGGAAAUCUUAAGAAGUUGCUGGAACCCAGACUGCAGUGUUCCUUGGAUGCACAUGAAAUUUGCCUGCAAGAUAUCCAGCUUGAUCCAGAUCGAAGCCUUUUUGAUCAAGGAGUAAAAACAGAUGGAACAGUGCAACUCAGUGUGCAAGUAAUAUCUAGGCAAGGGAUAGAGCCCAAGUUGAACAUCCUUGAAAUUGUGAAGCCUGUGGAGACUGUUGAGGUAGUGAUUGAUCCAGAUGCUCAUCAUGCAGAGGCUGAAGCCCACCUUGUUGAGGAAGCUCAAGUGAUAACCUUGGAUGGAACAAAACAUAUUACAACAAUUUCAGAUGAAACCUCUGAGCAAGUGACACGAUGGGCUGCAGCGCUGGAAGGCUACCGAAAGGAGCAGGAGCGCCUUGGAAUACCCUAUGACCCAGUGCAAUGGUCGACAGACCAGGUGCUCCACUGGGUGGUGUGGGUGAUGAAGGAGUUCAGCAUGACUGACAUUGACAUCAAUGCACUCAGCAUUCCCGGGCGGGAGCUCUGCAGCCUCAGUCAGGAAGACUUCUUCCAGCGUGUGCCACGGGGAGAAAUCCUCUGGAGCCAUUUGGAGCUUCUUCGAAAGUAUGUGUUGGCUAGCCAAGAACAUUCUGGAGAAAUAGCAACUGUUACUAUUGAUCAGCCUGUGCAGAUUAUUCCAGCAUCAGUACAGCCUGCUACCCCAACUACCAUUAAAGUCAUCAACAGCAGUGCAAAGGCAGCUAAAGUGCAGAGAGCUCCGAGGAUCUCCGGGGAGGAUAGAAGUUCCCCUGGAAACAGAACAGGAAACAAUGGUCAGAUCCAGUUGUGGCAGUUUUUAUUAGAACUCCUCACUGACAAGGAUGCUCGGGACUGUAUUUCUUGGGUCGGUGAUGAAGGAGAGUUUAAACUGAAUCAGCCUGAACUGGUUGCACAAAAAUGGGGACAGCGCAAAAACAAACCCACGAUGAACUAUGAGAAGCUUAGUCGGGCCUUGAGGUAUUACUAUGAUGGAGACAUGAUCUGCAAAGUGCAAGGCAAGAGGUUUGUGUACAAAUUUGUCUGCGACUUGAAAACCCUCAUUGGCUACAGCGCGGCGGAGUUGAAUCGGCUGGUGACAGAGUGCGAGCAGAAGAAGCUGGCCAAGAUGCAGCUCCACGGCAUCGCCCAGCCUGUCACAGCAGUGGCGCUGGCCACGGCGUCCCUGCAAACGGAGAAAGAUAACUGAGCACUGGGACCUGGAAGUGGGAGCCCGAGGCCUUUCCUGUAUAACCAGAGCAGCUGCUGCUCUUACCUUGGUCAGAAUGGGAAACGCCUUUUGUUCCUUGACAGUACAAUAUAAAGCAUGUUUUUCUAUAAAGAGCUGGGACUCGUGUAAAUUUGGAUCUUUUAACAGCAUAUAUUUCCAUGUAAGUUAAGGGAUCACCACGACUUCUGCAACUUUGAGUCAGGGCCUCUGUGGUAUGCAGUCUGAAACUGGUAAGGAAGGUUGAACUGGUCAGCCCUCUGUGUCCACAGCCGUGCAACAUAAUUCUUGCAGCG
Apaloderma vittatum (bar-tailed trogon) is the source of this 1685-nucleotide messenger RNA. RefSeq names its product GA binding protein transcription factor, alpha subunit 60kDa (gene GABPA). The transcript has 9 exons. The record is from RefSeq and is a predicted model, not a curated record. Gene Ontology annotation, biological process: regulation of transcription by RNA polymerase II; cell differentiation. Bases 4 to 1371 code for a protein of 455 amino acids. Lineage: Eukaryota; Metazoa; Chordata; Aves; Trogoniformes; Trogonidae. Gene Ontology annotation, cellular component: nucleus. Gene Ontology annotation, molecular function: DNA-binding transcription factor activity, RNA polymerase II-specific; sequence-specific DNA binding.